GGGAAUUUAAUCCCCCGACAGCGCCUCGCACGGGCUGCGUGCUUUGCCCUGCUGCCGGCGCGACAGGCACCCCUGCGGCCAUCGAUUGCUCUCACGAGCCCUGCCCUUUUGGCGCCUGCCCUGGCUGCCCGCUCGGCUCUAUACAUAUAGCUCCGCCACCCCGGCGCAAAGGCGAGCAAAAGCCGGCCGAGCAGAGGCAGCUAGCGCAAGAAAGCGUCGUGCCGUGCGUGCCCAGAGCGCAAACCACCGGGGAGCAGAGAGAGAGAGAGAGGCGGCAGGGUUGAUGGCGGAGGUGGAGAGGAAGGCGCCGCGGAGGGAGGAGGAGCUGGUGGAGGCGGCGCUGGCGGCGGCCGCGGCCGCGCUGUUCGUGUCCGGGGUCAAGAGCCUGGCGCCGGCCGUGCUCGUGGACCGCUGGUGGUGGCCCCUGCCCGCGCAGGUGCUCGCCGCGGCGCCGUCGCCCGUCCUCUUCCUGCUCCUCAACGUCCUCGUCGCCUGCAUCGUCGUGGUGUCCGUGCAGCCGGCCAAGCGAGCGGCCGCGGCGGCGGCGACGGGCGCCGUCGCUGCGGAGGUGGCGCCGGCGGGCGACGGCGCGGCGAAGAAGCUGAAGAAGAGGCGGAGCAGCAAGAGGCGCGGGGACGGAGCCGAACCGGCGGUUCUUGCGCCCGCGCCACCCUACGUCGCGGCCGACCGCUGCAUGGCGCUGGUGGUUGACCGCGGCAUCGUGAUGGCGCCGACGGGCGGAGAAGAAGAAGAAGAAGAAGGAGCCGCCGGCGACGCGGCGGAGGUGGACAGGCGCGCGGAGGAGUUCAUUUCGGCGUUCCGGCACCGCCUCAGGGUCGACUCCUUCUCGUCUCGCCGCGGGGAAGCCGGCGACGCGGCGGCGCGAGCCAUCAGCGGCACCGCGCCGUGCUUUUGACCCCGAGCCUGCAUGCACCUCGCAGCUCAUGCGCUCGCGGACCCUGUUUUGCUCAAAUCGCAGUUAGUUUCUUUCGCUUUCUUGAUUGUUCUUCUUCUUGCUCUGUGAUCCGAGCAAGUGAGCUGUAGCUACCACUGGCACUUUGACACCAACUGGUUGGAUGAAUCUUCAAGCAUGCUAUGCUUGCUUGGUGUUCUGAAGAAAUACGCAUGAGAAUCUGUAGACAUUUCUUCUGGCCGGAGUAGUAAAUUAUUCUUGGAUAAUAGUACUGUACAAGUCAUGACAUGGCACGACAAGAAUGCGUGUGCACAUUGCAAUAAAAUACUUCUCAUGUGCGCUGAAACA
Triticum aestivum (bread wheat) is the source of this 1261-nucleotide messenger RNA. RefSeq lists its product as uncharacterized. The transcript has a single exon. NCBI's taxonomy places the organism in Eukaryota, Viridiplantae, Streptophyta, Magnoliopsida, Poales, Poaceae. Bases 284 to 916 code for a protein of 210 amino acids. The record is from RefSeq and is a predicted model, not a curated record.